Messenger RNA from Lathyrus sativus (Indian pea), 216 nucleotides. The record is from the annotation of a GenBank genome assembly. Lineage: Eukaryota; Viridiplantae; Streptophyta; Magnoliopsida; Fabales; Fabaceae.
AUGAAGAGUGGUUUCUUAUUUAUUAUGAGGUGCGUGUUUGGUGUGUGGGGUCGUGUGGAUUUUGCUUGUUUACAUAGCCUUGUAAUGACAUUUUGCUGCAUGAAGAUUAUGGGGUCGGCUUGGUACAAGGAUUGGAAUAGCUUGGGUAAGAUCGUUGUUGCGCAGGUUUAUGAAGUUUGGCUUGAUAGCUCUGAGCUGGUGUAUUCUUACUUGUGA